Molecule: messenger RNA, 693 nt
Organism: Bursaphelenchus xylophilus (pine wood nematode)
Lineage: Eukaryota; Metazoa; Nematoda; Chromadorea; Rhabditida; Aphelenchoididae
Source: the annotation of a GenBank genome assembly
AUGGACUUUGAGAUGGCCUCCAAGCAAGCAAUCCAGGAUGUAUAUGGUAGACAAGUGGCCGCGUACGGAUGUCAUUUUCACUUUUGGCAAUGUCUGAGGAGGAAUGUCAACGAGUACGCCAAACGAGACUACAAAGACAACCGAGUUUUCGCCAGAUUUAUCCGCCAUCUCAUGGCCCUCCCAUUUGCAAAGCCAGAACAUGUCGAAUAUUACUUUGAACAGUUGAUGAUCAAAUUUCGCGAUCUGCUUAGCAGCGAUGCAACAAGAUUGUUGAUACCGAUGAAAGACUACAUGGAAAGAACGUGGAUUGGCCUGCCAGGCCUCCUUCCAGGAGAUUCUCGGCAAGUCCCUUUGUUUGAAAUAGCAUUUUGGAAUUGUUAUGAAUAUACUAUAGUUGAUUUGUCCAGGACAAACAACCAUGUCGAGGCGUGGCAUCGGGCCAUUCAACAAACUAUCCGAGAGAAGCACCCAACCAUAGAAGUCCUGAUCAAAGCCCUGAAGGAGGAAGAAGGCAUUGCCAAUCUGGACAUUGCACACGCGUUAGCUGGAGAUGUCCCGCCAUUCAUCCGGCGGAAUGUCUACUACACUCCCAAUGAAAGGUUCAAGAAGGUGCUCCAAGUCUACAACCCAGAUCCACUCAUCUUCCUCGGUGGUAUUGUCCAGAACAUCCGCCUAAAAAAAAUGAAAAAUUAG